This is a messenger RNA of Acaulospora colombiana, 1625 nucleotides long. Lineage: Eukaryota; Fungi; Glomeromycota; Glomeromycetes; Diversisporales; Acaulosporaceae. The record is from the annotation of a GenBank genome assembly.
UACACCUCCCCGUGGUUGCCCUUAGAUCACGUCCAAAGUUACCAAGGCACGUGAACCGGCUUCCGGCUAAUACCUCGUUCGCUAUUCGCUCCUUGGACCCUACCAUUCCCGUCGUCUUCACCAUGCCCGAAUUAAAAGACAUAACAUUUGAAGAAGUUUCCAGGCACAAUCGCGAGGAUGAUUUGUUGCAUCCCGGCGGCAUGGCCGGGAAGGAUGCAACGACUGCCUUUUUCUCUUUGCACCGAGCCGAGGUCUUACAGCGACCCGUGUACAAGCGCUUGAUCAUUGGAAAACUCCCUUCCAAAAGUCCUCAAUUCGUGCCGCCAAAUCCGGACGAGCUCAGCAAGGUUCCCUACGGAGAAGCAAUGUGGUUGGGCGAUGGAUUCAGUUCUGCCUACCACAAGGAAAGCCAUCGAAAGUUCCAAAAGGCUGUAAGGUCGUUCAUGCGGACAGUCGUUCUACCGGAUGCAAUGGCUUGUGAGGAGAACGGUAAGCGAGCUAGUCAAAAGGUCUUUGAUGCAUUGGCAGAGAAGAAUAUCAUUGCUAUGCGAUUCGGACCUGGGCCUCACCUUAAAGGCUUGACGCUCAUGGAUGGCGUAAUCACACCAGAAGAAUUCGACUUUUUCCACGAGUCUAUCCUAACCUACGAGCUCGGGCGACUUGGCACCAGAGGUUACUUUGAUGGUCUCCUCGCGGGUGGUGUCAUUGGUCUCCCACCUAUCCUCAACUACGCCCGACCAGAGAUCAAGGCCAAAGUCGUACCUGAAGUCCUCCAAGCAAAGAAGUUUAUCUGUCUCGCCAUUACAGAGGCAUUCGCAGGUUCAGACGUAUCUGGCUUGCAGACCACGGCUGAAAAGUCGGAGGACGGAAAGCACUGGAUCAUUACUGGUACCAAAAAGUGGAUCACAAAUGGAACAUAUGCCGACUAUUUCACAACGGGAUGUAGAACUGGAGAGAAUGGAUUCACCGUUAUUCUUAUUCCGAGAGGCGAUGGCGUAGAGACGAACGCUAUCAAGACGAGUUAUUCAUCUACGGCAGGAACUGCGUUUGUUACAUUUGACAAGGUCAAAGUUCCAGUGGAGAAUACUUUGGGAGAGGUUGGACAGGGGAUGAAGGUCAUCUUGCAAAACUUUAACCAGCAUCAGCGCUGGAAGUAUGCGCUUGGUAGUGGAAGAGUGCCUCAAGUGGUCCAAUCAACGAUUCGUAUUUGGCAAACCGCUAGUCUCACAACCUGUUAUCCGAUACAAGUGCGUUAUAAUCUGGAUAUGACGUUGAAGAAAAUGCUCAUAGUAUAUAGACUAGCAAACAUGAUCGCAAGAGUCGAGGCCGUCCAAGCGUGGUUGGAGAAUGUCACCUACCAGAUGACCCAAAUGUCCCAUAAAGAGCAGUCGGACAAACUUGCGGGUCAAAUUGCUCUCCUCAAGAUGUUCAUCACUCGAGCUGGGCAGCAGACAGCAGAGGAUGCGGCACAAAUCUUUGGUGGACGCUCGCUCACCCAAACCGGAAUGGGUCGCUAUCGUCGAACUGCCGCCUUUGAUGCUAUCCUCGGAGGAGUCGAAGAUGUCUUGGGUGAUCUCGGUGUACGACAGGCCAUGAAAAAGAUGCCUUCAAACGCUCGACUAUAG